Messenger RNA from Limanda limanda (common dab), 4116 nucleotides. RefSeq names its product X-linked retinitis pigmentosa GTPase regulator-like. Gene Ontology annotation, molecular function: ubiquitin protein ligase activity. The transcript has 16 exons. The coding region runs from base 1 to 4116 and encodes 1371 amino acids. Gene Ontology annotation, biological process: ubiquitin-dependent protein catabolic process; protein ubiquitination. The record is from RefSeq and is a predicted model, not a curated record. NCBI's taxonomy places the organism in Eukaryota, Metazoa, Chordata, Actinopteri, Pleuronectiformes, Pleuronectidae.
AUGACUGGACAGACUGAUGCAGACAUACCUGAGACAGGAACCAUCUUCACAUUUGGAAAGAGCAGCUUUGCAGACAAUGUACCCAGUAAAUUCUGGUUGAAGAACGACCAUCCAGUGCAUAUAUCCUGUGGUGGGGCGCACACUGCUGUCAUCACAGACAAUGGGAGGAUCCUCAUGUUUGGUGCCAACACCUGCGGCCAACUGGGACUGGGAUUUAAACGUGCAGCCAGUAAACCUGCCUCUGUGAAAGCCUUUAAGUCAGAGACGGUGAAGCUUGUAGCUUGUGGGAGAGAUCACACAAUUGUCUACACAUGGCAGGGUUGUGUGUACGGUGCUGGCAGUAACCAGGAGGGGCAGCUCGGUUUGGAUAACUGCAGCAACACAACGUCCUUCGCCCUGCUGCCUCCCUUCUGUGACCAUGCACCAGUCAGGAUGCUCUCUGCAGGGGGCAACACCUCAGCUGCCUUAACAGAGGACGGCAGGCUGUUCAUGUGGGGAGACAACUCCGUUGGUCAGCUUGGUUUAGGGGAGGAGGGAUCAGCAGCAGAGCCCAGAGAGGUGGAUGUUGGAAAGGCGGUGGUGUGGGUCUCCUGUGGAUACCACCACUCAGCAUUUGUCACAGUGGAUGGAGGUCUUUACACGUUUGGUGAAAGUGCGAAUGGACGACUUGGUCUCCAGACAGAGCAGCUGGCCAAUCACAGAGUCCCCCAGAGGGUGCAAGGGAUUCUGGGUCGUGUCAUCCAGGUGUCCUGUGGAGGGGAGCACACUGCAGCACUUACUGAGGAGAGCGUGUACACGUUCGGCAGGGGCCAGUACGGUCAGCUGGGCCAUGGAACCUUUCUGUUUGAGGUCGAUUUGCCCAAACCACUGGAGCACUUUUCUAACAACAGCAUCAGACAUGUCUCCUGUGGAGAGAACCACACUGCUGUGAUCACUGAGAAUGGGCUGCUCUAUACAUUUGGUGACAGUCGUCAUGGAAAACUGGGCUCAGGGGAGGAGCACUUCACAAACCAGUUCAGCCCAACACUUUGUAGACGUUUCCUCAAAUACAACGUUCAGUUAGUGUCCUGCGGUUGUAACCACAUGCUGGUAGUGGCUGCACCCAGACCACCAGCGAGCCAGGAGGGGGUGCCAGAGAAGGAUGUCACCAUCGAUGACAACUUGUUGCGUUUAGAAAUGUUCCUGUUAGAAACUUUGACAGAUCCAACGCCACUGGUCCCAAAGUCGGCCCUCGCUGCUCGAGCUCGCCACAGAGAGAAAGAGAGCUCUGUGGAUCUCUUUGGAGAAAUGUUCCAGAAUCUCCCACGUUUGAACUCUGACUUCCUCAACACAUCCUGGCAAACAUCCAGAAACGUCUCAACCCCCACGACACGUUCAAAGGACGUGACCACCCCUUCAUCACCCCCCAAACCCCUGUCGGACGCACAUCCAAGCCCGCCACUCUCACCUCUGUCCGAAUCUGAAAAGAAAAUAGGCCAAGCUCUCAGAAGAACAACAAAAGACGACGCUGCGUUUGCUGAGCUGUUCCAGUCCGGAGGGAAAAUAGAAAAAACUUCUCACGGGGCCUUCCCCGCCGAGCUCCUGAAAGGCUCUUUGGACAAGACAUCUCCUGUUAUCAAGGUCACAGAAGGAAAUGAAACAAGCAGCAUGUCUGUCCAAAGAGGAAGUUCAACUUUCAAGGGAAAUGCUGCAGAGGAAGACGUCAAACGUGCACCAAUCCAGAUGAAAAAAACAGACAUCAAACUGGCCCCAACGAGAGAUGUGGACAAGGUUAAAUCUGCAGCAGGGAAAGGUCAAAGUAAAAAGCUGUUAUCUGUGAAUAAAGGAAAUACACAUGUCACCACCCCUAAGAAAGCCCUGAGUGUGACGUCCACACCUGUGAAAGUCAAAGGGAAGCAACAACAGCUCAAAUCCACACCAGUCCAAAGUCAACAUGUAGAAAAUAAUGCAGUUCAAAGUAGAAGUGAAGGACACGGUGCAGAUAAAUCUGUCAAUAGCACGGAUCAGAAAAUGAAAGGUAAACCUGCAGACGAGCAGAAGUUACCUGAUGAAAAGAAAGCACAGGAAAAGCCUGUGUGGGAAAAAGGAGAGGAGAUCAAGGAUAAAGGUGAGGCAGGCACUAGGGAUAAUAAAGGGGCCAAGCUGAGGAGUAAAAAGACUGUAUCUCCACAGCAGGAUACACCUACACCUGUGGUGGGCAACACACUUUCCUCACAAACCACUCAGAGAACAGAGGAGGUUUCUGUCAGCGGUGCCAAAUUCCUGCAGGCCUUUGAACAUGCUGAUAGAGAUCUGCACUUUUCACAGAGCGAAAACAAGGAAGCGGAGGAUAAACCAAGAUGGGCACAAAUUCUCAGUGACGCAGUCGUUGUUCUGCCCGCUGCUGGGAUGGUAGGUGCAGCUGUGGAGGUCCUCGCUGAGGCAGUUACAAGUGUACAGGCGGACAUCAGCGACACAGCCAUCUCAACACCGUCCAAAGCAUCCAGUCGAGGGAAACAGUUCACAAAGCAAAGUGCGAUUAGGCAGCCUUCCUUCGCCUCCUCAUUGUCCUCUGCAGAAUCGUUAAAUCAGGAAGAAGAGAACGCAAAAAAACACUCUCGAGUCAGUGUCCCGUUAGAGUCUCAGAAUAGAGUUCAAGAAGAAGACUGCGAUGAUCGUGAUCAGUCUGAACAUGAGGCUGUGAAAAGUGACGCGACCAAGCAGACAGGGGAUGAAGACUGUUCACAAACAGAAGUACACACCUUGAAAAUGUCCCAGCAAGACCACGAAGAGGAGGAGGAUGAAGAUCAGAAAACCUCCAAGGUCUCCAGAGAAGAUGUAGGAGAGGAUGAUGAGAGUAAAAAGGGAGAAUACAGAGAAACUGAGGAUGAGGAGGAAAAGGGAGAGAGUGUAAGCAAUGUGGAUGAUGAAGAGGAAGAAGAGGAGGAGGAUAGAGGAAAAAGUAGCUGUGACAAAAAGGAUGAAGAAGAGAGCGUUUCUGGAGAGGGUGGGCAAGAGGGAGAUGAUGACUCGGAGGAAGAAGAGGUUGAAGAGGAGGAGGAGGGAAGUGAACAGUCCAAUGAAGAGGAAGGGGAAGAGGAUGAAAGUGAGGUGAGUGAGGACGAAGAAGAUGAAAGUGUUGAAGAGUCAGGGAGCACAAUUGGCAGCAAGAGUGAAGAAGAAGAAGAGAAGGAACAGAAAAAGGGAAGUGACACUGCAGAGUCUGCAGGAAGUGAUGAAGAGGAAGACGAAGAAGUAGAGGAAGAGGGUGAAACUGAAGAGCAAAAUGAUGAUCAAGAUUCCACAGAAAGUGAGGAUGAGGAGAAAGACUCAGAAGAUGAAGAGUCAGAUGAGAGCAUAGGAGAGGAGAAAGAUGAUGAGAACCAUGAAGAGGAAGAGGACGAGGAAGGAGAAGAUGAGGAAGAAGAGGAUGAAGGAGAAGAGGAGGAAGGAGAAGAGGGUCGGGAAAGAGGAAAGGCUGCAAAGGUGGCUGAGGACAACCAUGAGAGUGAAGAGGAGGAAGAAGGGGAGGAGGAAGGAGAAGAGGGCCAGGAAAGAGGAAAGGUUGCAAAGGUGGCUGAGGAAGAAAAUGAAAGUGAGGAGGAGGAAGAGGAGGAGGAAGAAGAAGAGGAGGAAGGAGAAGAGGAGGAAGGAGAAGAGGGUCGGGAAAGAGGAAAGGCUGCAAAGGUGGCUGAGGAAGAAAAUGAAAGUGAGGAGGAGGAAGAGGAGGAGGAAGGAGAAGAUGAGGAAGAAGAGGAGGAAGGAGAAGAGGGUCGGGAAAGAGGAAAACUUGCACAGGGGCCUGAGGAAGAACAUAAAAGUGAGGAGGAAGAGGAGGAGGAAGGAGAAGAUGAGGAAGAAGAGGAGGAAGGAGAAGAUGAGGAAGGAGAAGAGCAUCGGGAAAGAGGAAAAGUUGCAAAGGGGCCUGAGGAAGAAAAUAAAAGUGAGGAGGAGGAAGAGGAGGAGGAAGGAGAAGAUGAGGAAGAAGAGGAGGAAGGAGAAGAGGAGGAAGGAGAGGAGCGUCUGGAAAAAGGAAAGGUUUCAACGGUGGCCGCAGAAGAAAAUGAGAGAGAGAAGAACCCAGAGGAGAAGAAGUUCUGGAACAAUGUUCUACCACAGUAUCUGGACCUGCAGUGA